AUGAGUAGCACCACCUAUAAAAAUACUAAAGUCCCCAUACUUUCACCGCUUCAAGUUUCAGCUAACGAUGCUAAAGAAUUGGAAUUUGGUACUUUGACUGAUAAUAGAUAUCUACUCAAAACAAAAUCAAGAAACGGUAAACCACUAAGACAACCCAUUUCUGAUGCUCCACACUAUUAUAUUUCUGUAAUAACCUAUUUAAACUACUUGAUUAUCAUCAUCUUGGGUCAUUUGCACGAUUUUUUUGAAACCAUCUUUUUUCCAGAGAAUUUCUACAAUGUUACUGAGCACAAUGGAUAUGCACCUUGGUUUACCAAAUUUGAAAGUUUUUUCCCUAGAAGAAUGAAAAAAAGAAUCGACGAUUGUUUUUCUCGCCCAACAAGCGGUGUUCCUGGCAGAUUUAUUAAUUGCAUAGACAGAAUAAGCCACAAUUUAAAUGAAUACUUCAGUUUCCCUGGCACUUCAACAUUAUGUUUAAAUCUAAGUAGUUAUAAUUACUUAGGCUUUGCACAGUCAAAGGGAAGGUGUACUGAGCAUGCAUUGGAAAGUGUUGCUGAAUGGGGCCCAGGGUGUUUGGGUCCAAGGAACACUUGCGGUACCACUUCGUUACAUUUAAAAACGGAAAAACUUAUUGCUGACUUUGUUGGUAAAGAAGAUGCAAUCAUUUGUAGCAUGGGGUAUGGUACAAACGCAAAUUUCUUCAACUCUAUUUUGAAUAAAAGAUGCUUGGUUAUAUCAGACGAAUUGAACCAUACUAGUAUAAGGACAGGUGUCAGGUUAAGUGGAGCAGCAGUUAGAGCUUUUAAACACAACGAUAUGGAGGAUUUAGAAAGACUAAUCAGGGAACAAAUUGUUCAAGGCCAGCCAAAAACACAUCGUGCUUGGCAAAAGAUUUUAAUUUGUGUUGAGGGGUUAUUUUCUAUGGAGGGAACCAUGUGCAAUUUACCUUGCUUGGUGGCAUUGAAAAAAAAGUACAAAUGCUAUUUAUUUAUUGACGAGGCUCAUUCAAUUGGUGCUAUUGGCCCUGUUGGGCGUGGCGUUUGCGAUUAUUUUGGUGUUGAUCCAAAUGACGUUGAUAUAUUAAUGGGCACUUUGACCAAAUCUUUUGGUGCCGCUGGUGGCUAUAUAGCUGGUGAUAAAACUUUAAUUGAUAUGCUACGUUUGAAUUUAAGUUUCAGCAACUAUGCAGAACCAUCUCCACCACCAGUUUUGGCCCAAAUUUACUCAUCAAUGAGCAUUAUUAAGGGUGAUCUUAAUCCAGGAGAGGGGGAGGAAAGGUUGGCUCGUAUUGCUUUUAAUUCUAGAUACUUAAGAUUGGGUCUACAAAGAUUAGGUUUUAUUGUUUAUGGCAUUGCUGAUUCUCCUGUUAUUCCAUUAUUAUUAUACGUACCAUCAAAGAUGCCUGAAUUCAGUAGGUUGAUGCUGCAAAGAAACAUUGCUGUUGUUGUUGUGGCAUACCCUGCUACUCCAUUGAUUGAAUCUCGUGUUAGAUUUUGUGUUAGUGCAUCUUUGACUAAGGAAGACAUUGAUUAUUUGUUAAGACAUAUUGAUGAAGUUGGUGAUAUGUUAUUUUUAAAGAGUAGCAGCGGUAAAAUGGGUGGAUCUUUGGAUGGCAAACCUCCUAGAUGGGAUAUAGAAGAGGUUAUUAGGAGAACCCCGGAAGAUUGUAAAGAUGACAAGUAUUUUUUAAUUUGA
Molecule: messenger RNA, 1695 nt
Organism: Saccharomycodes ludwigii
Lineage: Eukaryota; Fungi; Ascomycota; Saccharomycetes; Saccharomycodales; Saccharomycodaceae
Gene: LCB2
Product: serine C-palmitoyltransferase LCB2
Exons: 1
Coding region: 1-1695 (564 amino acids)
Biological process (GO): ceramide biosynthetic process; sphingosine biosynthetic process
Cellular component (GO): serine palmitoyltransferase complex
Molecular function (GO): pyridoxal phosphate binding; serine C-palmitoyltransferase activity
Source: RefSeq, a predicted model, not a curated record